AUGGUUGCUUUUGGUUAUGAUUAUAAGAGUAACACUUACAAGGUAUUAGCCAGUUCGGGGAGUUUAUUCGAAGUCUAUUCGUUAGGAUUAAAGUCAUGGAGAAGCAUUGAAAACGUACCUUAUAAGUUUUUUUUGUUGAAUAAGCCAUCCGGGAAGCUUGUUAAUGGAAAUUUGCAUUGGUUAGCCAGAAAGAAAGACUACUCUGAUGUUCUAGUCUCUCUAGAUAUUAGCAAUGAGAUUUUUAAAGAAAUAGAACCACCAAAAGAAACUUAUGGCUCUUUUUAUAAUUUGGGGACGUUAGAAGGGUGCCUUUGUUUACUCUCAUUUGACGACGAUGACGGUCUUAAUAUAUGGGUGAUGCAGAAUUAUGGAGUUCAAGAAUCUUGGACUAAACGUUUCAUUAUGAAGCAUAAACAAAUUGUUGAUGAUGGUAAUUUAAGGUAUAUGCUUUGGCCUUUUAAGAGUGGUGAGAUACUGUUUGGGAGUGUUACUAUUGGUACUGCUGGUCUAGUUGUAUAUGACCCUGAAUAUGAAAGUGUUAAAGAGCCAAACAUUUCUAGUUUACUCUCGCACCAACAAGAGCUUUAUUUUGAAAGCUUAGUUUCACUCAAGUCGAGUACUUAUGUAGGGGAGAAGAAAAAAAGGAGAAACAAGAAGAAGAUGAGGAAUCGAAUGGAAAAGAAUAUAUAA
Papaver somniferum (opium poppy) is the source of this 690-nucleotide messenger RNA. Its product is annotated as F-box protein At3g07870-like. Bases 1 to 690 code for a protein of 229 amino acids. The record is from RefSeq and is a predicted model, not a curated record. Lineage: Eukaryota; Viridiplantae; Streptophyta; Magnoliopsida; Ranunculales; Papaveraceae. The transcript has a single exon.